AUGGAGGUUGAUUCAGAGUCAUAGCUGAGCUCCAGGUAGUUGGCAACACCUGAGUGCCCCUCUCUGUGAGCUCUACUGGCACCUGGCAGAGACCUGACAGGGAAGCACACACCUCAGAGCCACUUAGCUGAGGGAGGGAAGCACACACCUCAGAUCCACUUAGCUGAGGGAGGGAAGCACACACCUCAGAUCCACUUAGCUGAGGGAGGGAAGCAGUCCAAGGGCUCUGAACUAGGCACAGGAAGAGAGAGAGAGAGAGAGAGAGAGAGAGAGUGAGAGUGAGAGUGAGAGAUGAGAGAAGAAGAAGAGAUAGAGCUAAGAGCGAGACUGAGAUACAGCAGAGAUACAGAGAGAAGGUCGAGAGAUCUCGAUAUCUCGUUCAUCGUUCUUUCUCUGCUCUCUCUCUCUCUCUCUCUCGUCUCUUCUCUCCUCAUAUCUCUCUCCUCUCUCUCUCCCUCUCUCUUCUCUCUCUCACUCGUUCGCCUAGAUACCCUCCUCUCCACUUAUGCUGUGCAGGAACAUAGGAUAGGAGUAGUCCAGCCUAGAUGAAAGGGAAGCGUUCCAAGGCUUCUAAACUACAAGGCCUAAAUGCCAAAUAAGAAGUGGCAAGGAAGUCAGAGGGAAUAAUAACACUGGUCCGUCUGUCUCAGUGUUUGAGUUCCAAAUGGUACCCUAGUGUACGACUUUUGAUGAGGGCCCAUACCAUUUGCCUCUCACAUUUGACAGCUAGUAUAGUGCCCUGAAAGAUCUUGAAAUUUCCCAAAUUACAUUUUAUGUCCACUGUCCAGACAUGAGACACCCUUUACCUAUUACUGUAUGUCUAGACUGCAUAGACACCUUCAUGGAGGGAUACAGGAAUAGCAGGCUGAUAUUUGGGAGUUGUUAUUACACAGUAUUUGUGUCACUCUCCACUUUUAGAAGCUACAGUAUGAAGUGCACUCUCAGAAAAAGUUUCAUUUUUCAUACACGGUGCUAUUUUGGUGUCAUAAAGAGCUGUCCACACAUCAGACUUUUUACCCAUAUUCCCCUGUAGUGGACGUAUGGCUGAUAGAAGGAUCUAUUAUACUGGGAUAUGGCUGAGGGAUAUUCUAGCAGGACCUAAUAUACUGUAACAUGGCUGAGGGAUAUUCGAGCAGGACCUAAUAUUCUGAGACAUGGCUGAGGGAUAAUCUAGCAGGAUAUAUUAUACUGGGACAUGGCUGAGGGAUAUUCUAGCAGGAUCUAUUAUACUGGGACAUGGCUGAGGGAUCUUCUAGAAGGAUCUAAUAUACUGGGACAUGGCUGAGGGAUAUUCUAGCAGGAUCUAAUAUACUGGGACAUGGCUGAGGGAUAUUCUAGAAGGAUCUAAUAUACUGAGACAUGGCUGAGGGAUAUUCUAGCGGGAUCUAUUAUACUGGGACAUGGCUGAGGGAUCUUCUAGAAGGAUCUAAUAUACUGGGAAAUGGCUAAGGGAUAUUCUAGCAGGAUCUAAUAUACUGGGACAUGGCUGAGGGAUAUUCUAGAAGGAUCUAAUAUACUGAGACAUGCCUGAGGGAUAUUCUAGAAGGAUCUAAUGUACUGGGACAUGGUUGAGGGAUAUUCUAGAAGGAUCUAAUAUACUGGCACAUGGCUGAGGGAUAUUCUAGAAGGAUGUAAUAUACUGGGACAUGGCUGAGGGAUAUUCUAGAAGGAUCUAAUGUACCGGGACAUGGCUGAGAGAUAUUCUAGAAUGAUCUAAUGUACUGGGACAUGGCUGAGGGAUAUUCUAGAAGGAUAUAAUGUACUGGGACAUGGCUGAGGGAGAUGAACCAAACAUAGAUGUGCUUUGACUUGAUUGUGUGAACCCCAAUUUCCCUCUUUUUAGUCUUCUUCUUCUUUCUUCUUUUCUUCUUCUUUCUUGCUUUCUUCUUCUUCUUCUUCUUCUUUCUUCUUUUCUUCUUUCUUCUUCUUCUUCUUCUUCUUCUUCUUCUUCUUCUUCUUCUUCUUCUUCUUCUUCUUCUUCUUCUUCAUCAUCCUUCAUGUUCUCUCUUCCUGCUAUCUUUGUACCUCAUGAGGACACCCUAACACUCUUUUCUUUCUCCCGUUGUCCUCUCUCCUCUCCUCAGUUAUCCUAUGGUUCUAGUUCUCCAGCUCUCUCCAACCGUCAGCGCUUCCCAACGUUCUUCCGUACCCAUCCGUCUGCCACCCUCCACAACCCCACCAGGGUUCAGCUCUUUCAGAAGUGGAAAUGGACUAAGAUCGCCACCAUCCAGCAGACUACGGAAGUCUUCACCUCAGUGAGUGACAGGCAUCUUUUAAAAUAUAUAUAUUUUUAGUAUUUUAUUGUUUUGUAGAGGGGAGACAGAUACAGAGGAAGACCGAGAGGAAGGGUUGAGAUGGGAUUCAUACCAACCUUGCCAUGGGUAUAUGUGGCCUGUGGGGCUAAUCAUCCUACCAGACUCCGGCACACCAAGCCCCUUUCUCAGUAAGGUGUUUUAGACUUAUGGUCUGUUUGUUAACUUUUAUCAUUUAUACUAUUGGUUAAAGACAUGCAGAGUACAGACACCAGAAAAAAAGAUCUAGUGACAGAUGAAAUAGAUUCUAAUUUCUCAUUUCCUCUCCUACUUAUCACAAUCUUCAUCAAACCGCUUCUCACUUUCUCUGUACCUUCUGUCUAUCUGCUGUCUCCUCUUCCUGUCUUCCCCCACCUUGCUUCUUGGCAACAUCAUCAUCAUCUACCCUGUCCUCUUCCUCUUCUCCUCCUCCUUUCCCCCUCCUCUCCCCCUCAUCUCUCCUCCUCCUUUCCCUCCUCUCCUCUCCCUCCUCUCCUCCCUCUCCUCUUCUCCUCUCCCCUCCUCUCCUCUCCUCUCCUCUCCUCUCCUCUCCUCUCCUCUCCUCGCCUCUCCUCUCCUCUCCUCUCCUCCUCUUCCCUCCUCCUCUCCUCCCCCUCCUCUCCUCUCCUCUCCUCUCCCUCCUCUCCUCUCCUCCCCCCUCCCCUCCUCGUCCUCUCCCUCCCCCUCCUCCCUCUCCUCGCCUCUCCUCUCCUCUCCUCUCCUCCCCUCCUACCCUCCUCUCCCUCCCCUCCUCUCCCUCUCCUCUCCUCUCUCUCACUCUCCUCUCCCUCUCCUCUCCCUCCCUCCUCUCCCUCCUUCCCCCUGCCUCUCUCCUCGCUCUCUCCUCUCCUCUCUCUUUCUCCUUUCCCCCCUCCUCUCUCCCUCCUCUCUCCCUUUCCCGCCUCCUCCCUCCCUUUCCUCCCUCCUCUCCUCCCUCCCUCCCCACUCCUCUCCUCUCCUCUCCUCUCCUUCCUCCCUCUCCUCUCCUCCUCCCUCUCCUCCUCCUCUCCUCUCCUCUCCUCUCCUCGUCUCUCUCCUCCCCCCUUUCUCCUCUCCUCUCCUCUCCUCUCCUCUCCUCAUCCUCUCCUCCUCCUCUCCUCUCCUCUCCUCUCCUCGUCCUCUCCUUUCUCCGCCUUCUCAGUCCCUCUCCCCCCCCCUUCUCCUCCUCUCCUCUCCCCCUUCUCUCCCUCUCCUCUCCUCAUCCUCUCCACCCUCCUAUCCUCUCACCCUUCUCUACUCUCCUCUGCCCCUCCUCUCUUCCCCUCCUUCUCUAUCCCUCUCCCCCGCACUUUCAACUAUCUCUCUCUCUGUCUCUCCCCCCUUCCCAUAUCUCUGUCUCUUUCUCUCCCUUCCUGCCACCAUCUCUCUGUCUGUGUGUCUGUCUGUCUGUUCUGUCAAGACAUGUUGUAAAGAAAAUAAUAAACAAAGCUUGAAUUGCAUCUGAAUCAAGUGAGUGCCUGCCCUGUUUUCAUGUUUUAUCUCUCCAUCAGACGCUGGAUGAUCUAGAGACGAGGACCAAGGAGGCCGGGAUAGAGAUCAGCGUUCGCCAGAGCUUCCUCACCGACCCCGCCCCAGCUGUCAAGAACCUCAAGGUGCCUCCUUCACUUCCUGUCUCCCUCACCUCUCCCUCCAUCCAUCCAUCCUACCCUCCCUUUCUCUGUCUGUCUGUCUGUCUGUCUGUGUCUGUCUGUCUGUCUGUCUGUCUGUCUGUCUGUCUGUCUGUCUGUCUGUCUGUCUGUCUGUCUGUCUGUCUGUCUGUCUGUCUGUCUGUCUGUCUGUCUGUCUGUCUGUCUGUCUCUCUCUCUCUCUCUCUCUCUCUCCCUCUCCCUCUCUCCCUGGUUUAUCCCCAAUGCUGCCUUGGCAACUGCCAGGUGAUUGAACACAUGAGAUCAAUCACGUCUGAGCUUGGUAAACAAACCCCAGAGAGCCUCUCACACACGCUAGUGAUGCAUGGGUUGACUCAUAUCCUGCAGUCCCCACGGUUAUAUCUGCUGUGAUAUCUGCUGUGAUAUCUGCGGUGAUAUCUGCUGUGAUAUCUGCUGUGAUAUCUGCUGUGAUAUACUUAUUUCCCUCAUUAAAAUGCAAAUCAAUUUAUAAAAUUUUUGACAUGCGUUUUUCUGGAUUUUUGUUGUUGUAAGUCUGUCUCUCACUGUUCAAAUAAACCUACCAUUAAAAUCAUAGACCGAUCAUUUCUUUGUCAGUGGGCAAACGUACAAAAUCAGCAGGGGAUCAAAUACUUUUUUCCCUCACUGAAUCUGCGGUUAUAUCUGCGGGCGUGCGGGUUUAGGGUCAUAAAAUAUUGUGUGGAUGAAGGGCGGGUAGGUGGCGGCGGGUUGAACAAAGAGAUCUAUAGGCUACAUUGAGGUUUUUUAAUUUCAUUAUUUUAGGCUAUCUGGCGUUAGUGUGUGAGCCUGAGCUGUACGCGCGCCAAAUGGCCUACAUGCCAAUCGCCAAAUGCUUUUGGGAACGGCCCGAAAAAGUUAACGUCGAUCCACGGAGACGAAAAGGACAAUGUUGGAGUUUAAUUCAAUAAGGGAAAAGCUGUGAAAUGGAGAGUUGAAGACAAAGAGAAGGGAAGGACUGAAAAGUCAUGUUUGGGAAAGAGUUGUUGAAGUGGUAAAAGAGGAUGAUAGCAGCCGGCUAUGUUACUGUGAGGCCAAAUAGGCCUAUGGUACGUCAAGGGAACUGUAGCCUACUUUUCAGAUGGGUUAAAUGGAAACUGAAAUCUGGACACUGACUCUAGGUCUAUAGCCUCUCACUUAAUAUUAUCUCCUGCAGAAUGAAGCAUUUCUUGCAGUAAAAUGAUACACCACAUAUAGGCUAAAUUGGAGUGGAGAAAUAUGAUUUCUUUCUUUCAGCAUCUUGAGAGAAUGCUAAUGCGCAGUUAGAUACCAUCUGCAGAGGCGUUAUCUUUAUCAGCAUCAUAAAAGCUGAUAGUAUUUCAACAACAUAAAAUAUGCAUCCAAGCCGAACUGAAAUCUUAUCAGAAACAUGUUGGGUCGUUUUCACAGCUUUCUAUUUCCUUACAACCAGUCACACUGAUGUCAUUUGGCACAGAAAAUAUAUAUAUAUAUAUAUUUUUUUCUGUUAUUGCAUUUUUCUCCCCGGUCCCUAAACUUAUUUGCUCCGCAAAAUAAGCAGAUGACAGAGAACUUUACAGAUGUCAACUAGAUUGAAGCAUUCAUUCUAAUGAUUUAAGACGUUAUUCUGUUGAGCAAGAGAUUAUUUAGUCUUCUGGGGCAACAUAUAAUGACAGAAGAGAAGCUGCAUGUAUCUAAUUAGAGACAAGUUGACUAACAAACAGCCUACAAAUAGUCGUAAAUUAUAAGCAGAAACAUAUCUAAAUGACCUCCUGUCAAAAAGUAAUUCCACUGUCUCUGACUGUAGUCUACAGUGCAUUUUCUAUAUUACCAGUUUAGGGUCAGGUGAGGGCCUCAGAUUUUCACUUUAACACAAAUAGUUGGGCUGUUGAGGAUGGGUUAUAGCAUUGGGUUGACCACCCUCUACCCCCUCCACCUCUGUUCUCCCUCCCUCCCUCCCUCCCUCCCUCCCUCCCUCCCUCCCUCCCUCCCUCCCUCCCCCUCCCUCCCUCCCUCCCUCCCUCCCUCCCUCCCUCCCUCCCUCCCUCCCUCCCUCCCUCCCUCCCUCCACCUGAACGUUCCCCUCCCUCCCUCCCUCCCUCCCUCCUCCACCUCAACGUUCCCCUCCCUCCCUCCCUCCCUCCCUCCCUCCCUCCCUCCCUCCCUCCCUCCCUCCCUCCCUCCCUCCCUCCCUCCCUCCCUCCCUCCCUCCCUCCUCCACUUCAACGUUCCCCAUCCCCCCCCCCUCUCUCCCUCCUCCACCUCAACGUUCCCCAUCCCCCCCUCCCUCUCUCCCGCCUCCACCUCAACGUUCCCCAUCCCUUCCCCCUCAUCCUCCCCUCCCUUGUUCCUUCCCUCCUCCUCCGGUGUCAGCUUGGCUGUCUUCCUGACUGGCGCCUGUUCAGCGUAACCUUUCCUGUCGUGCCGGCCUAGGUGGGCAUCGCUGUAGGAACCAUGGUAACAACAUGAGCCAAGGUUCUUAAUCGGUCUAGGUUUUUGUGUGAUAUUAAUCGGUCUAGGUUUUUGUGUGAUAUUAAUCGGUCUAGGUUUUUGUGUGAUAUUAAUCGGUCUAGGUUUUUGUGUGAUAUUAAUCGGUCUAGGUUUUUGUGUGAUAUUAAUCGGUCUAGGUUUUUGUGUGAUAUUAAUCGGUCUAGGUUUUUGUGUGAUAUUAAUCGUUCUAGGUUUUUGUGUGAUAUUAAUGGGCCAUCGCUGUAGGAACCAUGGUAACAACAUGAAUUUAGCACACCAGAGGGGAAGAUGAGUUGUGCUGCGUGGUGCGUUGCGUUUGGGUAUUGGGAGGAGAUGUGUGUGUGUCUGUCUGUGGAGACAGUGUGUGUGUGUAGAGCCCGAACCAUACGUUUUUUUGAAGUCCGAUACCGAUUCAGAUUUUUUGGGGACAAAACUACCGAAAUAUCUGCUGAUUUGCUGUAGAUAUGAAAAAGUGUAAUAAACUGAAUUCUCAUAAAUUGCCAUCCAAAAGAGCAAUUGUCCAAUAACUAUGCUUCAAAUGUUGAUUUCAGACAUUGUGACAAUGACACAUCAUGAGAAUGAGAUUCCUUUUUUCAUCCUUUGGUCCUCUGUAGCUCAGCUGGUAGAGCACGGCGCUUGUAACGCCAGGGUAGUGGGUUCGAUUCCCGGGACCUCCCAUACGUAAAAAUGUAUGCACACAUGACUGUAAGUCGCUUUGGAUAAAAGCGUCUGCUAAAUGGCAUAUUAUUAUUAUUAUUAUUGAAUAUCGGUUAUCAGUGGAGUUAUCGGCCGAUACCGAUAUAGCGUUAAAAGGCUGAUAUAUCGGUCAGGCUCUAUGUGUGUGUGUGUGUGUGUGUGUGUGUGUGUAUGUGUGUAUGUGUGUAUGUGUGUAUGUGUGUGUGUGUGUGUGUGUGUGUGUGUGUGUGUGUGUGUGUGUGUGUAUGUGUGUGUAUGUGAAUGUGAAUGUGUAUGUGUGUGUUGUGUAUGUGUGUGUGAAUGUGUAUGUGUAUGUUUGUGUGUGUGUGUUGUGUAUUCCCGUCCCCUGUGUGACUCUGUGUAACUCUUCCCUCUCUGAAUCCCCAGCGGCAAGAUGCCAGAAUCAUUGUGGGGCUCUUCUACGAGACGGAAGCCAGAAAAGUUUUCUGUGAGGUACAGAAGCUAUGUUUGCCGUUCACAAAUUGGUUACACAACUCUGUGGUUUGAUACAGUAUCUUAAAAUGUCUGUUGAAUGACGAUAUCCUUUUUUGUGUCUCCUUGGAAAAGUUUGAUACCAGCUUGUAUUGCUCAACACUCGCGUCAUUCUAUCUAGAUUUUCAGUAUUUUUUCUCUGUCACUUUUUGUUAUUUCUUCUUCCUGAUAUAUUCUGACUGCUCUUCUCCUCCUUUACCUCUCUCUCCUCUCUCUCUCUCUCUCUCUCUCUCUCUCUCCUCUCUCUCUCUCUCUCCUCUCUCUCUCUCUCUCUCUCUCUCUCUCUCUUCUCUCUCUCUCUCUCUCUCUCUCUUUAUCCUACAGGUGUACAAGGAGAAGCUCUAUGGAAAGAAGUAUGUGUGGUUCCUGAUUGGUUGGUAUGCAGACAACUGGUUCAAGAUCAAAGACCCGUCAAUCAACUGCACCGUCGAACAGAUGACAGAGGCGGUGGAGGGCCACGUUACCACGGAGAUCGUCAUGCUCAACCCAGAGACCGUCCGAGGGGCCUCCAAUCUGGUGAAGAGUGCACUCAUGUAUAGAGAGAUAUAUUACUACAUGGGUGCAUCCCAACUGGUACCAUAUUCCAUAUAUAGUGCACUGCUUAUGGGCCCAUAGGGAAUAUAUAGGGAAUAAGGGGUCCUGGUCAAAAGUAGUGCACUAUAUAGGGAAUAGGGUUUGCCCAUUCAUUCUAAACAGCUGUUAAUGAUGAUUUCGCCCAAAUUACACUACAGUGUCUUGGAAAUACGAUGACAUUGAUAAAGUAGGCAAAUAAUUAGUGGGAAACAACUUGGUCAUCAUUAUGAUGUCGUCAGAUUUACUUAAGACAGAUGACAAUGUUGCCAUUAGCUAGCAAAGAUAGCUAAAAAUAGAUUAGUUAGCUAACGUUACUACAUCUGACGUCAAUCUGACGACAUCGCAAUGAUGACUAAAUGUUUUCCUGUUAAUUACUUACUUCCUUGUUUCCAAGUCAGGUAAAAGGACAACAUCUUAAUCAGCGCUAAUCGAGAACGUUCAGUCGGACCGCCUAGAACUUUCAGUGAUGUAUUGACGUAAAGCUCAUGAAUAGUGCGCUACUUUUGACCACUACCCUAAUGGGCCCUGAUCAAAAAGUAGUGCGCUAUGUAGUGUAUAGGGCGCCAUUUUGGAUGCGUCCUUUGACGUUGUCCCAGUUCCCUCCCUAGUGUAAUGACCCUCUUUAAUUCAUACUGCCGUGACUGGAGAGGAGAGGAGCUUCCGGAUGCUCUUCAACUGUAUUAUUAUCCGUCUGCUUUGAAGUUUUACCUUGUAGAAGAAAAGCUUUGUGCUCGAGAGAGAGAAGCGUUCGAGUGCUGCAAACCGGUUUCUCUCUCUUUUAAGUCUCGGCUCUGAAUUAUCGUCAUUGCCCUGUAGAGUAGCUGGAGAAAAUAUAACUCUUGUAGAAGUAAUAGACUUUUUGUUAUUGUUCAUUUUUCCUCGUUCACGCUACACUGGGGGCUGUGCUGUCUGGAGGUGCUGAAGAGGCAGAGAGGGAGAGAGACUAGAUGAUGCAUCCCAAAUGGCACUGUUUACCUACGGGCCCUGGUCAAAAAGUAAUAGAGAAUAGGGUGUCAGUUGGGACGCCGCAGCCUAGCGAGGCCAGAGAGUCGUCUCUUAUUGAUCAAAGCCCCAUUUGGUGACGAGGCUGCGGUUGUCAUGGCGACGGUUCUCCAGGGGGCUGCUGCGGCUUUGACGGAUCCAGCUGCUCGAUGCAGCCCGGAGCCGAGGGAAGGGGGGGAGUGCAAGGCAUGUCUAUAAAACAUGAUCUCCAAAAAAAACUAUAGUUGAAAAUUAAAUGUUUGUUCAAGGCAGUUAAACAUACUGAGGUGACGUUUGUGUAUUUGUGUGUGUGUGCCUGAGUACAUGUCUGUGUGUUACUAUGUUGUGGAUAAGUAGACACACACACAAGCCCUCAACACACACGAGCCCUCAACACACACAAGCCCCCAAGAGUUUCUUCUUAAUAAUAAUAAUAAUAAUAAUAAUAAUAAGAAUAACAGUUUCUUCUUAACAAUGUAUUCCAAACACAGCUCUGCUCUCCCUGUCUGUGGAAUAAAAAUGACUAUUGUUCAUCAGUCUUCUCCAGAGUAAUUACAUGGAGCUCCUGAUGCCAGGUCACAACCCCCCCCCACCCCCCCGCCCCCGCCUUCCCCCCCCCAAAGGGGGAACGUUUUCUGGGCUGCGCCCAAAGGUCCCUUUUAACCAACCCCUGGAAAAGGUAAAAAAGGGAAAUACCAUUUAAAACCUAUUAAAAAUGUUUGUCCCCUUCUCCCCCAACGGGGUGGGCAAAGGGGGGCAGGGGGGGUUUGGGGGGGGGGGAAAAAAAAAGUAGUUUUUUAAAAAAAAGGGGGGUUUUAAAGGGGGUUUUUUAAAAAAAAUUUUUCCCGGGGGGGAAAAAAAGAGGUAGUAAAAAGGGGCUCCCCAGGGGGGGCCCCGGGGAAAAAAACCCCCCGUUUUAAAAAAAAAUUUUCAGGGGGGGGGGGGGGGGGGGGAAAAAAAUUUAAAAAAAAAAAAAAAAAAAAGGGGGGGGAAAAAACCCCGGGGGGAAAAAAAUUUAGGGGGAAACCCGAGAAAUUUUUUUUUUUUCCCCCCCCCCCCCCCCCUUUUUUUUUUUCCCCCCCUUUUGCCCCCGGGGCAGGGGAAAAUUUUUCCCAGAGAUCAGGUAGAAAAGGGCCCAAAAAGGGAGAAAGAAACCCCCCCCUUUCCCUUUUCCCCCCCCCCCUUCCUUCCCCCCGGGCCCGCCCCCCCGGGUUGAAAAUUUCCCUCUCUUAGCUAGACAGGGGAUUCUGGGAAAAUAUUCUCUCUCUCUCCAUUCAGGAUAAGCUAUAAAAAACACAACUCAGCCCCUCUCUCACUUUUUUACAGGAGGGGAACAUGAAACAUAGGAAACUGAUUUUUCCCCCAUUUCAUAGGGAACAUGAAGCUAUGGAAACUGAUUCCCCAUUUUCCAUCAGGCAAAUAAGCUUGGAAAAAGUUUCCCCUUUCAUCGGCAACAUGAAAUAUGGAACUGAUUCCUCCUUUCAUCAGGCAAAAUCAACAAUGGAAACGAUUUCCAUUUAUCACCAGAAACAAUUUUGGAAACGAUUUUAUCAUCCAAUGAACAUAUGGAAAAAAGAUUUCAUCUCACUGAAGCAUUGGAAAUGAUUUCCGUUUUUCAAGGGAACAUGAAGCAUUGGAAAAAAUUUUCCCCAUUUCAUCAGGGAACUGAAGCAUAUGGAAAAUGAUUUCCUCCAUUUAUCAGGAACAUAACAAAAGGAAACAUUUCACAGUCAACAUGAAAAAUGGAAAAAAUGAUUUCCCCCCCCAUUCAUGGCAACAGACGCAAGGAAACUGAUUUCAUCAGUCAACAUGACACAUAUGGAAACUGAUUUCCUCCGUUUCAUCAGGCAACAUGAAGCAUAUGGAAACGGAUUUCAUCAGUCAACAUGAAGCAUAUGGAAACUGAUUUCAUCAGUCAACAUGAAGCAUAUGGAAACUGAUUUCCUCCAUUUCAUCAGGCAACAUGAAGCAUAUGGAAACUGAUUUCCUCCAUUUCAUCAGUCAACAUGAAGCAUAUGGAAACUGAUUUCCUCCGUGUGUGUCAGCUAAUGAACGCUGCUCUGCCACCAGGUGGCCCUCGACAUUGUUAUGUAGAGGGCGUUUAUUUGGAACGGCAUCUCCCCUCGCGCGGCGGAAAUACGUGGUAAACAGCUUUGUCAAAAGACUAUCCAAUCUUUCCAAAAAGUUUCCACAUCAAGCUAAAGGGGAAAGAAAAUGAUGACUGUAUUGAGCCAAUUUACGAGGGUGUAGGGAUCUUAUCGUAUAUUAGACGUGCCCAAUGCGAAAAUGUUUUGGCACGGGGUAGAAAGUGGAACUCAGCCCAGACAUAACAGCCUCCUGGGCCAACAGGGGGAGGGUGGAUGAGUGCAGGAGGGCUGGGGUGCUGCCUGUGCUUGUCCCCUGGUGACAUCCUAGCGAGAGCAGGAGAACAUCUGGCCUGUACCCUGACAGACCCUGCCCCACUGGGAAACAGGAUGUCAACCUGGUGCUCCCAGCUGUGCACACCGAGCCUCCCUCGCCACACACUUCCACCCCACCCCCCCUCUCCCACACACACACAGUUCUAAGCCCUCCUCUCUCUCUUCCUCCAGACGUCUCAGGAGUUUCUGAACCAGCUGAUGUCUAAGUUGGGGGGUAAGAACCCAGAGGAGACAGGGGGUUUCCAAGAGGCCCCUCUGGCUUACGAUGCAGUGUGGGCCCUGGCUCUGGCCCUCAACAAGACCGUUGGGCCCCUGAAGGCCAAGGGCCGCAGGCUGGAAGACUUCAACUACAACAACCGAGAUAUCACAGCCGAGAUCUACCGCGCCCUCAACACCAGCUCAUUUGAAGGAGUGUCAGUGAGUAUGGAAUAUAUAGCCUAACCGGGGGAAGAGGGAGGGGGGUGGAGAAGCUUGUGAUUGUACUGGGAGAGAGAUGAGAGAGAGACUGAGACAGAGAAAGAGAGAGAGAGAUAGAAAGAGAGAGCGAGAUAGAGAGAGACAGACCGAUGGACAGAGAAAUACUACCAGAACCCAUUGGAUUCUCCAAUUACAUUGAAUGAACUACAGGACAAAAUACAAACCCUUCAACCCAAAAAGGCCUGUGGUGUUGAUGGUAUCCUAAAUGAACUAAAUUAAAUGAUAAAAUAUACAGACCACAAAUUCCAAUUGGCUCUUUAACAUCAUCCUUAGCUCUGGCAUCUUCCCCAAUAUUUGGAACCAUGGACUGAUCACCCCAACCCACAAAAGUGGAGACAAAUUUAAACAAUGUACUGAGCAAAUUACCGUACGAUAGACCACGUAUUCACUCUGCACACCCUAAUUCACAAACAAACAAAACAAAAGCAAAGCCUUCUCAUGCUUUGUUCAUUUCAAAAAAGCUUUUGACUCAAUUUGGCAUGAGGGUCUGCUAUACAAAUUGAUGGAAAGCGGUGUUGGGGGAAAAACAUAUGACAUUAUAAAAGCCAUGUACAUAAACAAGAAGUGUGCAGUUAAAAUUGGCAAAAAACACACACAUGUGGGGUAAGACAGGGAUGCAGCUUGAGCCCCACCCUCUUCAACAUAUAUAUCAACGAAUUGGCGAGGGCACUAGAACAGUCUGCAGCACCCGGCCUCACCCUACUAGAAUCUGAAGUCAAAUUUCUACUGUUUGCUGAUGAUCUGGUGCUUCUGUCCCCAACCAAGGAGGGCCUACAGCAGCACCUAGAUCUUCUGCACAGAUUCUGUCAGACCUGGGCCCUGAGGAUAAAUCUCAGUAAGACAAAAAUAAUGGUGUUCCAAAAAAGGUCCAGUUGCCAGGACCACAAAUACAAAUUCCAUCUAGACACCGUUGCCCUAGAACACACAACAAACUGUACAUACCUCGGCCUAAACAUCAGCGCCACAGGUAACCUCCACAAAGCUGUGAACGAUCUGAGAGACAAGGCAAGAAGGGCCUUCCAGACAUCAAAAUAAAUAUACAAUUUGACAUCCCAAUUAGGAUCUGGCAAAAAAAUUAUAAUAAUACAAGCACCAAAUUGAGACUGCAUGCAUCCUCAGUGUGCAACGUAAAGCACCAAAUAAUGCACUACCCGAUAAAUAUCAAAAUCCAGAAAAGAGCCGUUAACCCCCUAGACUCGAUUGAUGCACCGGGGCCCAUCAAAAUCCAUCAGUUUAAGUUAGAGAUGUCUGUUUUUUUUGCAUUGGAUGUGUCUCAAUCUACCUCAUCAAUGUCGCACUUCCUCAUCUGCGGUGAAAGGUGGCAGAGCUAGAGCGGUGUUUGUCAGACCACCCGAAAAAAUCGGUCUUCUCACAAAAAACAUCUGUAGUGUACGAAUGGUUUGACCUACGAACUAUUAUGACCACUCUAUAGAAAGGGGAGACUCCCACAAACACGAUUGUGUUCUCCAUUUUACAUGUCCCACAAGUGUCACUGGACUCGUCUGAAGGUAACCGGUACCGGAUUUUAAAAAAGUAAUGGAAGUAUGAAGGUAGUUUUGUGCCUACCCCAAAAAAGGGGUUAUAUAUAUGUGUAAAGAAAGGUUUUUGGGAUAUCUCCUAGAUUAAAGACACACACUUCAAAACCUUGUUUCUUAUGAUACAUUUUUUGACUGUCAGCUUUACCAUUUAUGAAUGUGUUAUUCAAUGUGUUCCUAUGCAAACAGAAAUUUGCAUCCUGUAGCACUAACUCCAAAACGUUUUGGGACACUGUAAAGUCCAUGGAGAAUAAGAGCACCUCCUCCCAGCUGCCCACUGCACUGAGGCUAAGAAACACUAUCACCACCGAUAAAUCUACAAUAAUCGAGAAUUUCAACAAGCAUUUUGCUACGGCUGGCCAUGCUUUCCACCUGGCUACCACUACCCCGGCCACCAGCUCUGCACCCUCCGCUGCAACUUGCCCAUGCCCCCCCCCCGCUUCUCCCUCACACAAAUUCAGACAGCUGAUGUUCUGAAAAAGCUGCAAAAUCUGAACCCCUACAAAUCAUCUGGGCUAGACAAUCUGGACCCUUUCUUUCUAAAAAUAGCCGCCGAAAUUGUCGCAACCCGUAUUACUAGCCUGUUCAACCUCUCUUUCGUAUAGUCUGAGAUCCCCAGAGAUUGGAAAGCUGCCGCGGUCAUCCCCCUCUUCAAAGGGGGUGACACUCUAGAUCCAAACUGUUACAGACCUACAUACAUCCUGCCCUGCCUUUUGAAAGUUUUUGAAAGCCAAGUUAACAAACAGAUCACCGACCAUUUCGAAUCCCACCGUACCUUCUCCGCUAUGAAAUCCGGUUUCCGAGCUGGUCAUGGGUGCACCUCAGCCACGCUCAAGGUCCUAAACGAUAUUAUAACCGCGAUCAAUAAUAGACAGUACUGUGCAGCCGUCUUCAUCGACCUGGCCAAGGCUUUCGACUCUGUCAACCACCGCAUUCUUAUUGGCAGACUAAAUAGCCUUGGUUUCUCAAAUGACUGCCUCGCUUGGUUCACCAACUACUUCUCAGAUAGAGUUCAAUGUGUCAAAUCGGAGGGCCUGUUGUCUGGACCUAUGGCAGUCUCUAUAGGGGUGCCACAGGGUUCAAUUCUUGGGCCGACUCUUUUCUCUGUGUAUAUCAAUGAUGUCGCUCUUGCUGCUGGUGACUCUCAGAUCCACCUCUACGCAGACGACACCAUUCUGUAUACAUCUGGCCCUUCAUUGGACACUGUGUUAACAAACCUCCAAACGAGCUUCAAUGCCAUACAACACUCCUUCCAUAGCCUCCAACUGCUCUUAAACACUAGUAAAACUAAAUGCAUGCUCUUUAAUCGAACGCUGCUGGCACCCGCCCACCCGACUAGAAUCACUACUCUCGACGGGUCUGACCUAGAGUAUGUGGACAACUACAAAUACGUAGGUGUCUGGUUAGACUGUAAACUCUCCUUCCGGACUCACAUUAAGCAUCUCCAAUCCAAAGUUAAAUCUAGAAUCGGCUUCCUAUUUUGCAUCAAAGCCUCCUUCACUCAUGCUGCCAAACAUGCCCUCGUAAAACGGACUACCCUACCGAUCCUUGACUUCGGCGAUGUCAUUUACUAAAUGGCCUCCAACACUCAACUCAGCAAAUUGGAUGUAGUCUAUCACAGUGCCAUCCGUUUUGUCACCAAAGCCCAAUAUACUACCCACCAUUGUGACCUGUACGCUCUUGUUGGCUGGUCCUCACUACAUAUUCGUCGCCAAACCCACUGGCUCCAGGCCAUCUAUAUAUCACUGUUAGGCAAAUCCCCGCCUUAUCUUAGCUAAUUGGUCACCAUAGCAGCACCCACCCGUAGUAUGCGCUCCAGCAGGUAUAUCUCACUGGUCAUCCCCAAAGCCAACACCUCCUUUGGCUGCCAUUCCUUCCAGUUCUCUGCUGCCAAUGACUGGAACGAACUGCAAAAAUCUCUGAAGCUGGAGACUCUUAUCUCCCUCACUAACUUUAAGCAUCAGUUGUCAGAGCACCUUACCGAUCACUGCACCUGUACACAGCCCAUCUGAAAUUAGCCCACCCAACUACCUCAUCCCCAUAUUGUUAUUUAUUUUGCUAAAUUGUACCCCAGUAUCUCUAUUUGCACAUCAUCUCUUGCACAUCUAUCAUUCCAGUGUUAAUACUAAUUGUAAUUAUUUUGCACUAUGGCCUAUUUAUUGCCUUACCUCCAUAACUUGCUACAUUUGCACACACUGUAUAUAUAUUUUCUGUUGUAUUUUUGACUUUAUGUUUUGUUUUACCCCAUAUGUAACUCUGUGUUGUUGUUUUUAUCGCACUGCUUUGCUUUAUCUUGGCCAGGUCGCAGUUGUAAAUGAGAACUUCCUGGUUAAAUAAAGGUGAAAUAAAAUAAAAAAUAAAUACAAAUAUGGGCUUCAGUAGUAAAAAGCCAAAAUCAAUAUUUUAUCCAAUAUUUUUUAAAAUACUUUUUGGAUACCUAAAGGGGUCCUAAAGGUCAAAAUCAAAUAGCUUAAUGAUCCAGAGUAUGACCAUCUUAAAACAAUUACAUAUGGCAUCUUAGCGUUCACAAACAGACCCCAUAGAGCCCCAGGACAGCAACACAAUUAGACCCAACAAUUAGACCCAAACAAAUCAUGAGAAACAGAAAGAUAAUUACUUACAUUUUACAUUAUUACUUGACACAUUGGAAAGAAUUGACCAAAUAACAGAGCAAACUGGAAUGCUAUUUGGCCCUAAACAGAGAGUACACAGUGGCAGAAUACCUGACCACUGUGACUGACCCAAAAUUAGGAAAAGCUUUGUACAGACUCAGUGAGCAUGACUUUGCUAUUGAGAAAGGCCGCCGUAGGCAGAACUGGCUCUCAAGAGAAGACAGGCUAUGUGCACACUGCCCACAAAAUGAGGUGGAAACUGAGCUGCACUUCCUAACCUCCUGCCAAAUGUAUGACCAUAUUAGAGACACAUAUUUCCCUCAGAUUACACAGACCCACAAAGAAUUUUAAAACAAAUCCAAUUUUGAUAAACUCCCAUAUAUAUUGGGUGAAAUACCACAGUGUGCCAUCACAGCAGCAAUAUUUGUGACCUGUUGCCACAAGAAAAGGGCAACCAGUGAAGAACAAACACCAUUGUAAAUACAAUCCAUAUUGAUGUUUAUUUAUUUUCCCAUUUGUACUUUAACUAUUUGCACAUUGUUACAACACUGUAUAUAUACAUAAUAUGACACUUGAAAUGUCUUUAUUCCUUUGAAACUACUGUUAAUUUCUGAUUGUUUAUUUCACUUUUGUUUAUUAUCUAUUUUACUUGCUUUGGCAAUGUUUCCCAUGCCAAUAAAGCCCUUUGAGAUUGAGUUGAAGAGAGAGAGAGAGAGAGAGAGAGAGAGAGAGAGAGAGAGAGAGAGACAGACAGUGACAGAGAGAGAGGGAGAGAGAGAGAGACAGAGACAGAGACAGAACAGAGAGAGAGAGAGAGAUAGAGAGAGAGAGUCUCUCUCUCUUCUCUCCCUCUCUCUCUCUCUCUCUCUCUCUCUUCUCUCCUCUCCUACUCUCUCUUCUCUCUCUCUCUCGCUCUCUCUCUCUCUCUCUACUAGAUAGAAUAUUCUCAUUACUAUUUUUGUUUUGUUUGCCUUUUUGUUGCUGUUAAUGGUAAUAAACCCAUUUCAUUAAACAUUCAAUUUGUAACUUAUUAAAUUAAUUAAUAAUAUUAACUUUAAUUUAAUUUAAAUGAGGACUAUCUCAUUCAUAUUGUUGUUGUAGUUUGCUGUGGCUGUUGCCGUUACUGUAAUCCCAUUACCAUUAACAUUAAUUUGUAAUUAUUAAUUAAUUAAUUAAUUAUUAUUUAUUAUUAUUAAUUAAUUUAAUUUAAAUGAGACUAUUCUCAUUCAUAUUGUUGUUGUAGUUGCUGUUGCUGUUGCUGUUAAUGGUAAUCCCAUUUCCAUUAACAUUAAUUUGUAAUUAUUAAUUAAUUAUUAUAAUUAAUUAAUUAUUAUUAAUUAAUUUAAUUUUAAUGAGACUAUUCUCAUUCAUAUUGUUGUUGUAGUUGCUGUUAAUGGUAAUCCCAUUUCCACUACUACUAUUAUUAUUAUUGCUGUUGGUCCCACCAUUUUUGUUGUAUCUAUACUUUGACAAUGUAAGUAAUUUUACUUGCCAUGUCAAUAAAGUCUAUUGAAUUGAAUUGAGAGAGAGAGAGAGAGAGAGAGAGAGAGAGAGAGGAAGGUGUUAAAACAAUAAAGAUAUAGAUUAUCUUCCUUCUUUCUUCCUACAGGGCCAUGUUGUGUUUGACGCCCAGGGUUCUAGAAUGGCCUGGACUCUUAUUGAGCAGCUGCAAGGUACAGUACUCUCUCUAUUCCUCCUGUGUACAAUAAACCACAAUCAGGCAUUGGAAAUGAAGAACAUGUGCCCAACUAGAAUGGUGACAUAAUGUCAUUGGAAACAUUGCAUGGCACCUGGGCUUUUAAACUUUCUGGUCUACUAGCGUGGCUGACCAGUGCCCAAAAUCCUUAAAUUCCAUCCCUGAGUCCAUAAUCAUGGGUAUCAACCAAAUACACUGAGUGUACAACAUACUAAGAACACCUGCUCUUUCCAUGACAUAGACUGACCAGGUGAAUCCAGGUGAAAUCUAUGAUCCCUUAUUGAUGUCACCUGUUAAAUCCACUUCAAUCAGUGUAGAUGAAGGGGAGGAGACAGGUUAAAGAAGGAUUUUUAAGCCUUGAGACAAUUGAGACGUGGAUUGUGUAUGUGUGACAUUCAGAUUCAAGACUUAAGUGCUGGGUUAUGGUCGUAGGUGCCAGGCGCACCGGUUUGUGUCAAGAACUGCAACGCUGCUGGGUUUUUCACACUCAACACUUUCCCGUAUGUAUCAAGAAUGGUCCACCACCCAAAGGACAUCCAGCCAACUUGACACAAUUGGAGUCAACAUGGGCCAGAAUCCCUGUGGAACGCUUUCCACACCUUGUAGAGUCCGUGCCCCAACGAAUUGAGGCUGUUCUGAGGGCAAAAGGGGGUGCAACUCAAUAUUAGGAAGGAGUUCCUAAUGCUUUGUCCACUCACUGUAUAUGAUCUAUAUGCAGUAUACACAAUGUAAAGUACGAUAAUCAUUAUCAAGAGUAUCCUCUUACAGUACGUUCUGUCAUUGGUUUCUGUGACUAUAUCAGUUGUCAAGUGUAGGGUUAGGUUUCUGUCCAGACACAUACAGUGGGGAGAACAGUAUUUGAUACACUGCCGAUUUUGCAGGUUUUCCUACUUACAAAGCAUGUAGAGGUCUGUCAUUUUUUAUCAUAGGUACACUUCAACUGUAAGAGACGGAAUCUAAAACAAAAAUCCAGAAAAUCACAUUGUAUGAUUUUUCAGUAAUAAAUUUGCAUUUUAUUGCAUGACAUAAGUAUUUGAUCACCUACCAACCAGUAAGAAUUCCGACUCUCACAGACCUGUUAGUUUUUCUUUAAGAAGCCCUCCUGUUCUCCACUCAUUACCUGUAUUAACUGCACCUGUUUGAACUCGUUACUUGUAUAAAAUACACCUGUCCACACACUCAAUCAAACAGACUCCAACCUCUCCACAAUGGCCAAGACCAGAGAGCUGGCUGUGUAAGGACAUCAGGGAUAAAAUUGUAGACCUGCACAAGGCUGGGAUGGGCUACAGGACAAUAGGCAAGCAGCUUGGUGAGAAGGCAACAACUGUUGGCGCAAUUAUUAGAAAAUGGAAGAAGUUCAAGAUGACGGUCAAUCACCCUCGGUCUGGGGCUCCAUGCAAGAUCUCACCUCGUGGGGCAUCAAUGAUCAUGAGGAAGGUGAGGGAUCAGCCCAGAACUACACGGCAGGACCUGAUCAAUGACCUGAAGAGAGCUGGGACCACAGUCUCAAAGAAAACCAUUAGUAACACACUAAUAAUAAUAAUAAUAUGCCAUUUAGCAGACGCUUUUAUCCAAAGUCGUGCGUGCAUACAUUUUUGUGUAUGGGUGGUCCCGGGGAUCGAACCCACUACCUUGGCGUUACAAGCGCCGUGCUCUACCAGCUGAGCUACAGAGGACCACCACUACGCCGUCAUGGAUUAAAAUCCUGCAGUGCACGCAAGGUCCCCCUGCUCAAGCCAGCUCAUGUCCAGGCCCGUCUGAAGUUUGCCAAUGACCAUCUGGAUGAUCCAGAGGAGGAAUGGGAGAAGGUCAUGUGGUCUGAUGAGACAAAAAUAUAGCUUUUUGGUCUAAACUCCACUCGCCGUGUUUGGAGGAAGAAGAAGGAUGAGUACAACCCCAGGAACACCAUCCCAACCAUGAAGCAUGGAGGUGGAAACAUCAUUCUUUGGAGAUGCUUUUCUGCAAAGGGGACAGGACGACUGCACCGUAUUGAGGGGAGGAUGGAUGGGGCCAUGUAUUGCGAGAUCUUGGCCAACAACCUCCUUCCCUCAGUAAGAGCAUUGAAGAUGGGUCGUGGCUGGGUCUUCCAGCAUGACAAUGACCCGAAACACACAGCCAGGGCAACUAAGGAGUGGCUCCGUAAGAAGCAUCUCAAGGUCCUGGAGUGGCCUAGCCAGUCUCCAGACCUGAACCCAAUAGAACAUCUUUGGAGGGAGCUGAAAGUCCGUAUUGCCUAGCGACAGCCCCGAAACCUGAAGGAUCUGGAGAAGGUCUGUAUGGAGGAGUGGGCCAAAAUCCCUGCUGCAGUGUGUGCAAACCUGGUCAAGACCUACAGGAAACUUAUGAUCUCUGUAAUUGAAAACAAAGGUUUCUUUACCAAAUAUUAAGUUCUGCUUUUCUGCUGUAUCAAAUACUUAUGUCAUGCAAUAAAAUGCAAAUUAAUUACUUAAAAAUCAUACAAUGUGAUUUUCUGGAUUUUUGUUUUAGAUUCCGUCUCUCACAGUUGAAGUAUACCUAUGAUAAAAAUUGAUAGAAAUUGAUAGAUAAAAAUUACAGACCUCUACAUGCUUUGUAAGUAGGAAAACCUGCAAAAUCGGCAGUGUCUCAAAUACUUGUUCUCCCCACUGUAUGUUCUGUGAGCCUCGUACAAAUAGGGUCAUAAUAUUGUAAAACAAUUAUACACUAAAGUGUUGGUCCCAUGUUACAUGAGCUGAAAUUAAAGAUUCCAGAAAUGUUCCCAUAAUGCACAAAAAAAGCUUAUUUCUCAAAAUUUGUUUACAUCCCUAGUAGUGAGCAUUUCUCCUUUGCCCAGAUAAUCCAUCCACCUGACAGGUGUGGCAUAUCAAGAAGCUGUUUAAACAGCAUGAUCAUUACACAGGUGCACCUUGUGCUGGGGACAAUAAAAGGCCACUCUAAAAUGUGCAGUUUUGUCACACAACACAAUGCCACAGAUGUCUCAAGUUUUGAGGGAGCAUGCAAUUGGCAUGCUGACUGCAGGAAUGUUCACCAGAGCUGUGGCCAGAUAAUUGAAUGUUAAUUUCUCUACCAUAAGCCGCCUCGAACAUCGUUUUAGAGAAUUUGUCAGUACGUCUAACCGGCCUCACAACCACAGACCACGUGUAUGGGGUCGUGUGGGCGAGCGGUUUGCUGAUGUCAACAUUGUGAACAGAGUGCCCCAUUGUGGCGGUGGGGUUAUGGUAUGGGCAGGCAUAAGCUACGGACAAUGAACACAAUUGCAUUUUAUUGAUGGCAAUUUGAAUGCACAGAGAUACCAUGAUGAGAUCCUGAGGCCCAUUGUCGUGCCAUUCAUCCGCCGCCAUCAAUUCAUGUUUCAGCAUGAGAAUGCACGGCCCCAUCUCGCAAGGAUCUGUACACAAUUCCUGGAAGCUGAAAAUGUCCCAGUUCUUCCAUGGCCUGCAUACUCACCAGACAUGUCACUCAUUGAGCAUGUUUGGGAUGCUCUGGAUCAACGUGUACGACGGCAUGUUCCAGUUCCCGCCAAUAACCAGGAACUUCACACAGCCAUUGAAGAGGAGUGCGACAACAUUCCACAGGCCACAAUAAACAGCCUGAUCAACUCUACGCGAAGGAGGCAAAUGGUGGUCACACCAGAUACUGACUGGUUUUCUGAUCCACGCCCCUACUUUUUUUUUAAAGGUAUCUGUGACCAAAGGCAAUCUUAUUUAUCGUGAAAUCCAAGAAGGGCCAAGAUUUUCAUUGACGAUUCCUUAGAUGAACGGUACAAAUUUUUGAAAUGGCAUUUGAUAUUUUACAGUUCACAGGAAAAAAAGAAAUGACAUGGUGCAUAACAGUAAAGGCCUAACUCGCCUUCCAAAGCCCCAUCGAAAUAAAUUAGUGAAACCCCGCUUGAAUGGAGUUUCCAAGCAAGACGUUUGGGCCCUAGAUCCUGAAAGAAUAAAUGAAGGGAGGAAAGAAAAAAAGGACAAAGGGAAGCAGGGGGCAACGAAAGGGAAAAUAAGGAGGAAGAAAGGUGAUGACGGGGGGGGGGGUUUUUUAUGAUGGGGACAACAUUUAAUAAAAAAAACUAAUUUUUGGGGAAAGGGUUUGGGGGGUCCGAAGCGGAAAGGAGUUUGAGAGCCAGGCGGGAAGGAGGGGGGGGACAUAGAGGAGAGUGAAAAGGAGAGAGAGGAGAGAGAGAGAGAGAAGAGAGAGAGAAGAGAUAGAAGCAGAGAGAGAGAGAAGAAGAGAGAGAGAGAGAUAGAAGAGAGAGAGAGAUAGAGAGAGAGAGAGAGAGAGACCAAUCCAUAUGGUGGCCUGGUCUGGUUGUUUUCUGGCUCCUAUUCAUUUUAAUAUUUCUCCCCUUUAUUAUAAUUAGUCAGUCUCAAAGCACUGCAUGUGCUUGUCUUAAAUCAAAUCAAUUAUUGUUGACUUCCAUGGAGCAGUACUGUAGCCAUGACGAUAAGAGCCGGAGCAGGAAGAGUACUAGUAGUAAAAUAACUAGAAAUAGUUUUGAAUGUAUUUUGCCUUUGAUGUUAAUAUGCCUACAUCAGGCUCUAGCUGCCUGUGAGCAAGGCAGGGCAGUGAGGUGGUGUUCGUUGGUUUGGCUGGGUUUUGAUCAUUGAUCAUGUUCGAUCUGUCUGCCGCUUUGUUUCUCCUCUGACGGCCUGCGUCAGUGUCUCUCAUGUUGUCUCUCAUGUUGUCUCUCAUGUUGGGAACGCUCUUUGUUUUUGUGGCGGCUGAUGAAAAAUUAAGCUUGUUUUCCCAAUCUCCUCUCUUCUCUGUUGCUUCCCCACUGUCCCAGAAAAGGAAGUGUUGUUUUGA
Messenger RNA from Coregonus sp. 'balchen', 22604 nucleotides. Lineage: Eukaryota; Metazoa; Chordata; Actinopteri; Salmoniformes; Salmonidae. The record is from the annotation of a GenBank genome assembly.